AUGGAACAAGGACAGGUAUCACCUGUCGUGGAUGGAUGCUCUUGUGGACACGCCACUCGUUUCCGGCUCCUCGCUGGCCCGGACAUGAAGCUGAUGGAGAUGGGGCUCUGUUGUGCUCAGGGGCCGGACAGUGCCCUUUCAGCCUCCAAGUACUCCUACAUUGGGGGCUUUGACUGCACCAGUAACAUCCUGGAAGGAAAGCUCUAUGGCAUCCUGGUGCACGGCACUAUCGCCCACACCUUCAUCAUGUCCUUCACCUCACUGGAGGAAGUGCAACCCUGGGAGCUGUUGCCGCUAGCAGGAGGAGAGCCAGUGGAUCUCCCAGUGCUCACCGAGUCAUGGCUGGAGCAGGUGUGCAAGCUGCUUCAGACACCCCCUCAGAAGGCGAACCGGAGAGAGCUGGCCGCCUUUGUGUCCUACGCCAUCAUCUUCCCACAGGACUUCCAGGGGCUGCUGGACACAUACUGCGUCAGGCGGAGCGGCUUGCCGAAUUUCUGUGCCGUGGCACUGGCCCUACACCAGCUGGGGUACCGGGCCAUCGGGGUGCGCCUGGACAGCGGGGACCUGGCCCAGCAGUCCAAGGAGAUCCGCCGAGCGCUCCGAACCUGCGGUGCUCACUUCCAGGUGGCCUGGUUUGGGACCAUCCCCAUAGCCAUCAGCAACGACAUCAGCGAGCAGAGCCUGGAGGAGUUCAGCCAGGAGGGUGCCAAGAUUGAUACCAUUGGCAUCAGGAUGAACCUGGUGACGUGUCCCCUGCAGCUGUUGCUGGGCUGCAUUUACAAG
Messenger RNA from Egretta garzetta (little egret), 783 nucleotides. Its product is annotated as nicotinate phosphoribosyltransferase-like. NCBI's taxonomy places the organism in Eukaryota, Metazoa, Chordata, Aves, Pelecaniformes, Ardeidae. Gene Ontology annotation, biological process: NAD+ biosynthetic process. The annotation marks the transcript as partial. The record is from RefSeq and is a predicted model, not a curated record. The transcript is spliced from 7 exons. Gene Ontology annotation, molecular function: nicotinate phosphoribosyltransferase activity.